Cryphonectria parasitica EP155 is the source of this 587-nucleotide messenger RNA. Its product is annotated as LexA/Signal peptidase. The transcript is spliced from 2 exons. The coding region runs from base 109 to 510 and encodes 133 amino acids. Lineage: Eukaryota; Fungi; Ascomycota; Sordariomycetes; Diaporthales; Cryphonectriaceae. Gene Ontology annotation, molecular function: serine-type endopeptidase activity. Gene Ontology annotation, cellular component: mitochondrial inner membrane peptidase complex. Gene Ontology annotation, biological process: mitochondrial respiratory chain complex assembly. The record is from RefSeq and is a predicted model, not a curated record.
UUCACCCGGGACUUCUCACAUUACCUCUUCGUCACACUUCCUUGGAUCCCUGUGGUCGUCUCCAUCAACGACUAUGUCUUUGAGAUUGUUAGGAUCCGCGGGCCUUCGAUGUCACCUUUCUUUAAUGAGCGGCACAACGAGACGAGUCGGUCCGACGUGUGCCUGAUGUGGAAGUGGUAUGCACAGCGGAACCUGCAGAGAGGCAUGAUCAUUACAUUCCACAACCCACUGAAACCCGACGCGCUCACCACAAAGCGCAUCGUGGGCCUUCCAGGAGACCUCAUCCACACCCGGCCUCCGUUCACAAACCCAUACAUCCGCGUUCCGCCAAACCACGUCUGGGUCGAGGGGGACGAGGGCGGCAAGUUGACACAGGACAGCAACAUGUACGGGCCAAUCUCGAUCCGGCUUAUCCAGGGACAGGUUACGCACAUCUUGUGGCCAUGGCGCAAGGCUGGCAGGGUUAGGUGGUGGGAGCAUCCAGACAGACUGGGUGCCUUUAGACAGUGAGAGAGAAAUGGAGAGAAGAGCAAAAGAAAACUAAAAAGGGAAGGGAACCCUUGAUUUUCCACUGCAUGAAAACCUGG